AUGACGGCAACUUUGUUUCGGCAGUACAUCUCGUGGGUUCGAGAGAACGGGGAGAAUGCGCAGAGCCUGGAGCGGCUCACGCAGAUGGCUGCCAGGAUUGUCACCGACCCACGCAACCUCGUCACCACCGAACUCGCGUGGACGCUGAUCAACCUGCACUCGCUCGUGAAUAGGACGAUCCACGCGACGGCGGGUCGGCGCGUGGGACGCACCGAGCAGGUCGGCAUCUUCCUCCGGACGGUGUCUGAGGUGGAGUGUCUGCUGGAGCUGGGCCUCCGUCGCUUCUGCGGCCACGAGGCGGCGUGGAACGUGCUGCUGGCGCUGCAGACCCUCAAGUGCGUGCUCAACCUCUUUGUGCACCAGCAGCUGUUCAUUGUGCCGUGGAUCUGGGCCGCCGUGCGCCGCCGGCUGCGACUGAUGCUGCAGCAGCUCAUGCGGCUCCCAGAGUACGGCAGGCGGGCGUCCUCCGCGGUGACGGAGCGGAUAACUGCCUCGUUCGUCGGCCGCGUCCCCUCGGCGCCGUCGCAGGCGGGCACGCUUGGGCCCGCAAACACGCGACUCGUCAUCCCACGGGUGGCGGUGCGGCGGGUGCACCGCCGGGCCGCGGCGGACAACGACGACCAGGCGGGCGUUGCGGAAACCGGGGCGUCCUUCCCGUGCACGGCGAUGGACCUGCUGGGAAUUUUGGUGGACCUUCUUCUGGUGCUGCGGCCGCUGCUGCUGCUGUUCUGCGCCAGGCGCGCGUUCCCGGCGGGCGCGGCGGGCAUUGCCGUGCUGCCCGUCCUCCCUAGAGCGGGCGACGACGACGACGGGCGCGGCGAGGCGAAGAAAGACGAAGCAGCGGCAACGACGGCGCCCACGGACGCGCCCGUCCGCGACGACCUGGCCCUCGUGCACGCAGUGAUGCACGACGGGGUGUCCAAGUCGCUGCUCUCCAGCUGGGGGGUGGGGCUGUCGUUCUUCGGCCUCGACGCCGCGCUCGCCCUGCUCUCGCGGCACAUCCGGCGCCACCGUGUGCCGGUGGUGUACAUCAACAACGCCGACGACCGCCAGGGGCCCGCGGGGGUUGCCGGGGCCGGGGGCGUGAGGGACGGCGAAGUCUCCUCCCGCGGCGGCGACGCCGGCAGCGCCCUCCUCGACAAGGCGGGAGCCAACGGCAACGGCGACGCCGCGGCGCCGUUCCUGCCGCGGCCACCGACGGGGAACGUGACGGAGUUCAUUCCCGCGGUCUCGCGCGACAGUCUCCGCGUGCAGCAGGUGCUUCGCAACAUGGCCUUCUCCUUCCUGCGGGACCCCUUCUUCCCGGCGUUGCUGCAGCAGUUUGUGUACAGAAACUUCGUCGUGGGCCGCGUCAACCGCAUCCCGCUCUUGGGGCCGAUUCUCGCAUUUCAGGUCGCCUACUUUCUCUGUAAGCAGCACUACUGCUUCAUGUACCUUCUCGAGCAGUGA
Trypanosoma conorhini is the source of this 1449-nucleotide messenger RNA. RefSeq lists its product as uncharacterized. The transcript has a single exon. The record is from RefSeq and is a predicted model, not a curated record. Gene Ontology annotation, biological process: peroxisome organization. Gene Ontology annotation, cellular component: peroxisomal membrane. Bases 1 to 1449 code for a protein of 482 amino acids. NCBI's taxonomy places the organism in Eukaryota, Euglenozoa, Kinetoplastea, Trypanosomatida, Trypanosomatidae.